AUGAUGAGCAGCGGUGGCAACGAGGACCGGGGAAAGCCCGUCAGGUGCAUUGACACGUUGGACGCUGAGAAGGUGAUCGCGGCCUGGCCCCCGGUCGGGGGCGCGAGAGCUGUGCCCAUCACAGAGAUGCUGGAUGGGUAUCUGAUGGGAGCGGUUCGUGACCCUACGGGGUGGUGGCUUCCAGAUGAUGUGCGGCCGCUCAAGCGCACUAGAUCUGAGGUGGUGUCCGACAGCCUCUUGCAUAAAGACCGAGAAGGCCACUAUGUCACGAACGGGGCCGGAGGAGUUGAGGUCCAGGUGGACGUCAGUGGCCGAUUAGUGGCAGCUCAGUGGUUUGUCCCGAUCAUGUUGCCCAGCAACGAACACUCUGAGCGGCUGCCAGGGGGCCGUGAUGUGCUCCCCUACGGGGGUUUGUUGGAAGCGAUAGUUCUGCCUGAGGAGGGCGAUUACUACAUGGAAUCGUGGCCACUAUCGCGCGCUUUGUCCGUGUUCUCGGUCCCCGACCUUUGGCUCCCGCACUUUGCUUUCUCAAAGAAGGUAUGCGCAUCCGCCUUUGGGGGAACGAAAGGAGUGCAAGUGAGGCCAGCGUGGUGUGUGCUACCUUGUGGUUGGAAAAACACACUGGCUUUGGUGGAAGGAGCCCUGCGCCUCUUAGUUUUCGGAAGAUGUCGGGUGCCGAGGCCGGCUCCCACAACAAAUCGGUGGCCCCCGCUGAGCAGUGAUCAGCUCGCUGUGGACUGCUCCGACUUCAUUGCGGAGUUGCUUUGUAUGAGAGAUUUCUGUCAGGAGCUCGACGCUGGGGUGCACUCUGAGAAGCACCGCCGUUUCGAGACGGAGUGCAGGGCCACGGGCCUGCCAAUGGAAGCGACUCGGCUGGUGAUGGAAACCCUUACGAGGGGGGUCAGUGCAGGGGCCAUGGACGGGCCCACGGAGAGCCUGCGGGCGACGAGGCAAGAAGUUAUGGACUUUGUGGCUUUGUCGUUGGGCCUACUGCAGGCAGUUUUUCCGAAGUUCACGUGGGAAGCAGAGGAGCGUGCACCUUCCUUGAAAGAAAUCGAAGAGGUGACUUGCUUCAUGGUCCUGUCUGUUCAGGCCAGCUCCCCACUCAAGUUCGUGAUGUCAGAGGUGAUUUCGUGCUCCAGCGCAACGCCCACGGGCGAGUGCCCGCGAAAGGACUUUGCGAUCCCACGGUUCGGGGAACGCUUUGCUGGAGUCAACUAUCCAUUGACGAUGGCAGUGGCGCUGGCCGGCGGAGCUGUUCAGCGACCCCUGGGUCUGAUGAUUGCUGACAACUCCUGGGAUUAUUUCUCGGAGCCGGGAAAGGAUGCGUUGGAGUUCCUGGAGGAGGACCCUGCGCUGCGCUGGCGUCAUUGGUCGCCCGACAGCUUUUCCUUUACAGCCACCCUGAGACGCGCGGGGGAGAGAAAAGGAAAAGGAAAGAGGAAGGGCCAUGCUCGACUCAGGACAGAAAACCAGCCCUGGGGCGUAGAUCGCCUGUCGCGUGACGAUCAGGUGAUAGUCCGGCAGGAGAAUAAAAUGGCCAAGCGCUGCCUCAAGGGGCUGGAAGCUGCUGACCGCCAAGGGGGCUUCGCGGCCCUGCUACACCCCUACGACUCUCUCCUAUGGCGCACAGAAGAGGUGGAAGAAAUUCGGUCACGCCCGGGCUCCAUGGUCUCCUCAUGUUCGUUCUGUUGUUUUGGGGGCCGCAAGGCAAGUUGGAUUUCGCUGUUGCACAACUCUCCCAGAGUGCAUCAAGCGUUGCACCACCCGCGAUGCCACUGCGCCCGCUCCGAGGAAUCAGGGGUGCACCCGUCAUGGCGGUCAGGCCCGGGGGAGACCAGAGGGACAGAGGAAUAUCCCUGGCGGUUCUGUGUGGCGUAUGCGGGUGCUGUCGUCGCAGAUUUGAGGGCGUUGAUGAUUCCGCCCUUGGGGACGGCACAGUUUGACCUUCCCCACCUCUUGUACAACCAAAUCAUGGGGUCAGCCAGAGGAAUGCAAAGUGAGGACCUGGUGUAUAAAUUGGUUGUUGAGGUGGAGGAAAUGGUGAGGCACAUGGAGCUGGGAGAUGAACAGAGGCACCUGGCCGGCCUGGCGAGGCAUCUGAGACUCAAGGGCACAGAUGCCAGGCUGCUGAGCCCAAAGGAGGAGACAAAUGGUAGGGAGGUGCUUGUCCCGUACCCAGCUUUUCGGUGGAACUGGCGCUCUUGCCUGGCCCAUGAGUGGCCAUCACAACAUGGCCUUCGUGGUCUUGAAAUGGUGGCCAUGUUGGCCGAACUGCGCCGCCGCGCCCGAUCGCCUCAGCAAUUUAACCAAGUGUACAUCCAUGUGGUGGACAGUGUCCCGUGUCUUUGGGCCGUGGAAAAAGGUCCAGGAAGGCACUCAUCCUUCCACCCCGAUGAGUGGUGUGACCGUUCAAGUUUCAGUUGGGACGAUUGCCGAAUUGCCCUGGGCUCGGGUCUUUACCCUCCAAAGCCCUUGAAAGGCAUUGAGCGACGAGGAAAUCCCGUGAUUCGAGUUGAAAAGGUUGGGGAUUCUUGCCACGGCAAGUCCAUCUAUGGGAUGGAAGACCUCGCAUCUUUUCGCCUGGACUUUGCCGGCAUCGACGAACCACCGAGCCUGUCGGACUUCGUCGGCGCCUUCACCACUGAGCAUGGCGCAAUGAAGUUGACGGUUGUGUUGCAGCUAUUGGCCACCUUCCUACUCGCGUUCCUUGCUGGCUAUGCAGAUGUCAUCACCUACAUGCGCUACGGCAGCUUCGCUGCCAGCAUGACGGGCAACGUGAUCUUCGCGGGGAGAGAGAUUGCGCAGCUGGCGUGGCAGGACUUGUUGUUCUACUUUGCCAUUAUGGCGGCCUGGGCCUUGGGAUCAGUUCUUUUUCAUCAGAUGGAGACAUGGAGCCCUCGCAAAGGCGCCUCACGUGCUGCGAUGCUGGUGGCAUUGAUUUCCACGGCCAUCGAUGUGGCCUACAACAUGUCGGGCAGCCGCCACCGCUGGUGGAUCAUUGGACUGUCGCCCAUCUUCGGGGUUGAGGAGGCUUUUUCCUUCACCCAUUUGCGGCUGCCAGCCACGGGGGUGUCGAAACAUAUCUACAACCUCUCCAAGAGCUACAUGCUGCUGUCUUCAAGGAGAUGUCGGAGCCCCACUUCCGAGGAGGUGUGCCUCAGUGCCAUGAUGCUGACGGGAAUGACUUGUGGCGCUGUGUUGGGGCAACACCUGGCAUUGGUCUUUGGAGUAGAGGUGCGUUGGUGUUUCCUGCCCGUGGCACCUUUGGUUGCCAUAGCCAUCUCGGUACAUGAAUGCCUUCACCAUGCAGCGACUAUCAGCGACGGCGACAGUGAUGCGAUGGACACAGAGAGUGAUUCGGCAGAACAUCCCCUGGAAACGUGA
This is a messenger RNA of Cladocopium goreaui, 3387 nucleotides long. The record is from the annotation of a GenBank genome assembly. NCBI's taxonomy places the organism in Eukaryota, Dinophyceae, Suessiales, Symbiodiniaceae.